AAUAGUCCAUGUUCAAAUACCUCGCUACGUCAUUUCCUCCUGCUUUGUGCCUCACUUGACGGUCUCCUUUGCGUGUGGCAGUGCUCCAUUCAAACGCUGGAACGGCAUCGAAAUGGCUGCCCAGGACGUGAGACUCAAUCAUACCAUCUACAUCAACAAUUUGAAUGAGAAGAUAAAAAAAGAUGAGCUGAAGAAGUCAUUGUAUGCCAUCUUCUCCCAGUUUGGGCAGAUUCUGGACAUUUUGGUCUCCCGUUGUGUCAAACUGAGGGGUCAAGCCUUUGUUAUUUUCAAGGAAAUUAACAGUGCCUCCAAUGCUCUGCGCUCUAUGCAGGGCUUCCCCUUCUAUGAUAAACCUAUGCGUAUACAGUAUUCCAAGAUAGACUCCGAUAUCAUAGCAAAGAUGAAGGGAACGUUUGUGGAGCGCGACCGCAAGAAGAAGGAGAAAAAGCCCAAACUCGCAGAGGUCGUUGGAGGGAAAAAGGGAGUCCCUGCUGCUGCUAUUGGCCCUGGAGUUCCUGCCGCUAUGCCUGGUAUGCCACCGAUGAGCCAGGCUCCCAGGAUGAUGCCAAUGCCAGGACAGCCUCCUUACAUGCCACCUCCUGGUAUGAUGCCUCCCCCUGGCAUGGGCCCUGGGCAGAUGCCCCCUGGUGCUAUGCCCCCUGGUCAGAUGAUGCCUGGACAAAUGCCAGGCCAGAUGCCCCAUGCCCAGGCAGUAUCAGAAAACCCUCCCAAUCAUAUCCUUUUCCUUACCAACCUCCCAGAAGAGACGAACGAGCUUAUGUUGUCCAUGCUCUUCAACCAGUUCCCUGGAUUCAAAGAAGUGCGUCUGGUUCCCGGGCGCCACGACAUCGCCUUCGUGGAGUUUGAUAAUGAGGUUCAGGCAGGUGCCGCUAGAGAGGCCCUGCAGGGCUUUAAGAUCACACAGACCAAUGCAAUGAAGAUCUCCUUUGCCAAGAAAUAGAUUUGGCACAAACAAAUGUAUUACCCCCCCCCCCCCCCCCAAUCCUCAUCAAGCAAGCAAGCAGACAGUAGGCAGGCCCACAAGAACUCCCUGCUGCUACAACCAAUAGCACAUUGAUCCUUCAAAGGAAUAUUUAAAAAGUGAACACUUUCUUUAUAUUCAUUUAGUCCAUCAUCUCUGUGCUCUACUGGUUUGAUUCAAAGAUUCAAAUGAGACUGGAAUGGCCUACGAGGACGCUUCUGAGACUGGGGUGUUUGUAGGUACACGUAGAACCGGUCAAAUUAGUUUCUCCUCAAUAUACCCUGUAUAAUACCAUGUACAAUUCUGCCACAGUCAUAUAGUGGAUAGGCUUAGCAGGUGGUGACUGGUAUUGACCAGUUCAUUUUUUAAAGCGGUCAGCUUCUUGGUCUCGUCUUUACAGCAUGAAGAGCAGCAUCUAUGGUGUGGUUUGUAAGUACAUAUUUCUUUUAGGUUUUUAUACUUGAUUCCUUUUAUGUUGUCUACAAGCAUUGCACCCAGAGUCUGGUUCGCCAGACAUUGUACCUGGAGCUUUUCUGUUUUUUAAUUAAAGAUAUUUUUUCUUUUUUAA
Molecule: messenger RNA, 1550 nt
Organism: Clupea harengus (Atlantic herring)
Lineage: Eukaryota; Metazoa; Chordata; Actinopteri; Clupeiformes; Clupeidae
Gene: snrpa
Product: small nuclear ribonucleoprotein polypeptide A
Molecular function (GO): RNA binding
Source: RefSeq, a predicted model, not a curated record